GCAUGUGGGCUGAGCCGGUGCUGGGUGUGCGCAUGAGGUGGGAAUGUCACAUGUGUCCUGGGUGGAGAUGUCCCCAAGCCUUUUUGCAAAGGGCUCGUGCCCCAAGCUCUCUGCCCGUGGGGUGUCCUCUGCCGUGUGCAAGGUCAGGGCGGCGCAGCCUCUGCCGGGCACCUGGUGUGCCUGGCUUCGCAGUGACACCGGGUUUAAUGCCACCUCCCUGCCCAGGAUGGCCUCACUGCCCAGCCAUGGGGCUGUGGCACGUCCCCAUCCUGAUGAAGCAGGGACGAUUGGUGGAGGGCAUUUCCCGAGCCAUGAAGACUGGUGGCUGAUGUGCUGGGACGGGAGCUCUGAUGUCGCUGACCCUGUUAGCAUGCGGUAGAGUAGGACGGGAGCUCAGGCCCGCCCCCCCUGCAAAUCUCACUGGAUUUGGGGCAGGGCACCUGCACCCGGCUGGGUGCUGGGGCAGGUGCUGGGUGGCAAAGGCUUGGGAUGGGGCGAGCACCCUGUUUUGGAGUGGAGGAGCUCCCUGCUGAGCGGGUGGGCUGUGGUCCCGUCACAACAUGUCCCUGUGCCAUGUCCACUUGUUGGUGGCACCAGGACGAAGCCAGGGCUGAGGUCCUGCAAGAUGCACCCAGGCAUCUGGGAUGGGGCUGGUGUCCAUGCAGUGAUGGCCCCAAACGACAUGUGCUGAGGUGCUUGGUGGUGCCACGGUCCUACCCAUGCUGCACCAGCAUCCUCUGGCUCAGUGGGCAUUGGGGAUGGCGUGCUGCCCCAAGGGUUGGCUGUUGCUCCUCCGCUCCCUGCCGAGCUUGUGUCCGUCUGUCCUGAGCAGUGCUGGCAACACAGGGCUGGCUGUGCUAGCUGGGCAAGCGUGUCACUGGGGGAUGUGGGGAAGGGCAUGGGAGCUGUUUCUGGGUGGCAGCCGCCAGUUUGAAUAUUUGUCACGUUCCAGCUUUAAUUACAGUAAUUGGCUGUCAGAGGGCUGUGCUGGCGCCUGCUCUGGCUCCGAGGGGGAGCAUGAGCAGCUCAGGUGUUUGAUGCUCAGUGCACAGAGGAAUCCCUGUCCCCACCUUGCCAUUUGUCCGCAGCCCAGAGGCAUGUCCCCACAUGCCUGUGGGGACAUGGCCCAUGCAAAGUGCACACACGUGUUGGCACGUGCCUGUCUCCAGCCACAAAUAAUUUGGUGGUUAUAGCAGCUGGCUGGGAGGUGAAAGCCAUGCUCAGCCUCAGGCAGAGUCCAGCCCUGGCGGAGAUGCUCUAGAGACCCACAGAUUAAAGGGAGCUCUUGACCAUGAGGCUCCAGCCCCGGGGUGGUCACACUGGUAUGUAAGCAAUGCGGGCGCUCCAGCAGGACAGACAGAUGAACGGAUGGAGCAUCGCAGUGUCUGGGUGGCUCCUCCGGCACAGGUCAGGCAGGCAGGACCCCGGCUUGUCCCCAGGGGUCAGGGUCUGCAGCAAGACCCGAGUAUCCCUGAGUGCCUGGGCUCUGCCCUGCCUGCUCCUGCCGCGCCAGGCACUGGCAUCCCCAGACCGGGCGCCAUUGGCAUCCUCAUGGCACUGUGGUGCAUGGACCACCCGGCUUAUCCCACGGCAUUGGGGCAUGAUACUUAGGGAGGUCCCGGAGUGGGCAGCGAUAGCUCUAGAGCCUGUCGCGCUAAACAAUUAGCACAAGUGAUUGGAUCGUAUCGGUAACCCCAGUGCUUGGAAAAACUAAGAUUAUCUUAGGCCCUGUUAUCUUUUCUAGAGGCCCAGGAUUAAGCUGGGGUGGGAGAACGGUGCAAUGUCCAUCUGUCCAUCCUUGCAGUCUGUCUGGCCUCGUGCUGCGCCUGCGCAGAUGCUGGAGGGACUUUGGAGGUAGCGGGGAGGGGAUGUGUGCGGGGGGGCUCAUGGAUUAAAGGAGGAGAGGUUGGGCAGUGCCCAAAGUAUCGGCAUCAGUAUUGGCAUUGGAAUUGGCAUUGGCAUUGGUAUCGGCACAGUCUGGCCAGUGGAAACGGCUGGUUGUGCCAAAAUGCUGUCAGCAACACGCAGCCCUGCCGGCCCCGCUGCCCUGCCUGCACCUGGCACCCUCGUCACCACUGGGGCAGCAGUGGCGGCACUGGGACACCUCGAGGCCACCUCUGCCCCCCGCAGCCCUGACCCACUGAGCCUGGCCAGCACUGCAGGCAGUGCAGGCAGCGCAGGCAGCACAGGCAGCAGGAUGUCGGCAGCGUUGUGACCAAGGGCUGCCGUGUGAACGGCGUCUCGGCAGUGGAGCACAAGGUGGGGUCGGUUUUGGGGUCUGCCCCCAUCCCGCCCCGGGCAGCGCUGUCUCUCCUCCAUGUGGAGCCGGCAGCCGCUCCAACCGGUUUAUGGGUCUGGGCGGUGAUACCACGCGCCUGAGGCCUGAUGGAGGGCUGGGAAGAGCUGGUACGGAUGCCAAGGAACAAACAAGAGCUGCUUGUGUCCUGCCGGGCAUGGAGCCCAGCAGUGGGGCAGGGACGGUGUGCUGCUCCCCCAGCACAGGGCCGCAGGGGGCUGGAGGGUGGACUGCUGCCGGAGCAGCCACCCCCACGAGCUCGGGGGAAACUGAGGCACGAAAUCGUGGAGGGACCCCAUCUGGAUGAUGGAGCAGGAGGUUGUGGCAGUGACAGCAGAGACAUCCUGAUGCCCAGAUACUGGCUCUUCCCCUUCAGCAUCCCAGGCUGAGCCCCAGCAGGUGCCCUUGGCAUCUCCUGCCUGCCCACAGGCAGCAGUGGGAUGCACUCCUGCGCCUGGGUGGCCUGAUGCCAGUCCCCUGUGUCGUCCUCUGUGGGAGCAGCCGGGAUAAUAAGUGUCAUCGCUGCAGGGAGAAAUGCAAGUGGAAGAAUCCUGGGAAACUGGUUUUACCCCUCCAUCCGGUGCUGGCGGCAGGACGGCGGCUGCGGCGGUGCUCCUCCCUCGGCAAAGGCAUAUAACGCCUGCCAUGGUCCCGGCAGCCGGCACUGCGCUGUGGGAAGUGGGCAGGGGUGCAGGCGGCAAGUGAUGGCCUCCAUGGGGCUGCAGGUGCUGGGCAUUGCCCUCUCUGUCAUCGGCUGGUUGGCCUCCAUCCUCUGCUGUGCCCUGCCCAUGUGGCGGGAGACGGCCUUCAUUGGCAACAACAUCGUGACGGCCCAGAUCAUCUGGGAAGGACUGUGGAUGAACUGCGUGGUGCAGAGCACGGGGCAGAUGCAGUGCAAGGUCUACGACUCCAUGCUGGCUCUGCCGCAGGACCUGCAAGCCGCCCGCGCCAUGGUGGUGGUGGCCAUCGUCUUGGCCGUCCUGGGCACCCUGCUCGCCGUCGCCAGCGGCAAGUGCACCAACUGCGUGGAGGACGACACCGCCAAAGCCAAGGUCAUGAUCCUUUCCGGCGUCAUCUUCAUCGUUGCUGGCAUCCUCAUCCUCAUCCCCAUCUCCUGGUCGGCCAACACCAUCAUCCGGGACUUCUACAACCCACUGGUCACUGAUUCCCAGAAGCGGGACCUGGGGUCGUCCCUCUACGUGGGCUGGGCAGCCUCCGCGCUCCUGCUGCUGGGGGGGGGGAUCCUCUGCUGCACCUGCCCCCCCCAGGGCGAGAAGCCAUACUCUGCCAAGUUCACAGCUGCUCGCUCGCUGCCAGCCAGCAACUACGUCUAGGAGUUGCUGCGCCUGCCUGGACCCCCCGAAGCCACACCAGGGAGCUGGGACCUCCCGGGGUGCCCCUGGCCCACAGCCCCCCCUGGCCGGGCUGGGGGCUGGCCGCGAGC
Aquila chrysaetos chrysaetos is the source of this 3740-nucleotide messenger RNA. RefSeq names its product claudin-4-like. Gene Ontology annotation, cellular component: bicellular tight junction; plasma membrane. The record is from RefSeq and is a predicted model, not a curated record. Gene Ontology annotation, molecular function: structural molecule activity. Lineage: Eukaryota; Metazoa; Chordata; Aves; Accipitriformes; Accipitridae. Gene Ontology annotation, biological process: bicellular tight junction assembly; cell adhesion.